AUGAAAGUCCAAUUAGAACAUCUUUAUUUAUUAAAUGUAGUGUUAUACCUUGAUUAUAUGAAUGCUAGAAGAUUUUCACUAAUAAAUAGUAAAUGUUUAAAAGCUAUUCAUUGUUUAUUAAGAAAUCCAAAUAUUGUUAAUGUAGAAGGAGAAAGUAAAUUGUCACAACUAAGUAGUAAAACAAAAGGAAUAAUUGGAGAAUUAAGAACAUUUGAUGGAAUUCAAACAUUAAGUUGUGACUAUGAAGUACUUUUAAAUAUUCCAUUUACUCUUAUUAAAAAUGUACAAUGUUUUAAAUUAUCAUUAAAACUUUUACAACCAUUUGAUUUAAUAAGAAUUAAAGAAUAUGAUAUAACAGAUAAAAUUACUGAACUAACAUUAUUUAUUUAUACCAAUGUUGAUAUUAGAUUUGGUUUUACUCAAUUUGAAUCAUUGAGAAAAUUAUAUAUUAAUUAUGGGUUUAAUGUUAAUGAACAAUCACUUGAACUUAUUUCACCAAUACUAAACACAUUACCUCAUUUUACCAAAUUAAUUAUUGAGUGUGCUGCAAGUGGAGUAUUACAGUUUAUUCCUUAUAUUAAACGAUUAAACAAAAUUAGAAUAGAAAUAUUAUUGAGAGUUAUUGGAUUAAAAGAUUCUAUUUAUAAUGAAUUAAAAGAAAUACAUUCAUAUUGUAAAAUUUGUUCUGUCUUUAAUAAUAUCUCUCCAUUUCUUAUUAACCAUUCUAUUCCUUUAUUAAUUGAUCAAAAAAAGUUAUUUAUUAUAGCUCCAGAUAUUGUUGAAACUGACGAAGUAGAAAGUGCAUGGAAUUUAUACUAUCCUUCUAAAGUUUCAAUAUUUGGAAAUAAGGAUCUCUUUACAAAUGUUAAUGAAUUAAAUCUUUCUCAUCAUAAUUCAUUAAUAGACCUUUCUUUAUCAAGAAUUCAUUCAUACAACCCUAUUCAAUUAUUAUUUCCUGUUUCAUUAAGAUCAUUAUCAUUUUCAUGUUUUAAUGUUACUCCAUUCCCCUCUCUUAGUUCAUUAAAAAUAGAAGAAUUAAAAGUGAAUGACUGUUCCACAAUUGUAUCUCUUUGUUACCUACAACAUUAA
This is a messenger RNA of Entamoeba dispar SAW760, 1089 nucleotides long. RefSeq lists its product as uncharacterized. The record is from RefSeq and is a predicted model, not a curated record. The transcript has a single exon. Bases 1 to 1089 code for a protein of 362 amino acids. NCBI's taxonomy places the organism in Eukaryota, Evosea, Mastigamoebida, Endamoebidae.